Caenorhabditis sp. 36 PRJEB53466 is the source of this 3686-nucleotide messenger RNA. The record is from the annotation of a GenBank genome assembly. Lineage: Eukaryota; Metazoa; Nematoda; Chromadorea; Rhabditida; Rhabditidae.
AUGAACCCUAACAAAGUGUCCACUUUGAUUACGCAUAAAUUAUCACAAACACUGCUACUCGUCGACUUUCCGCAUGAAUCAACGUUUCAAGUGAGCGGUUGUGAAGACGUCAACACAGCGCCAAAGUGCUCAAUUUCAGGGCGUUGUCGUCAAAAACCGUGUAUCGACUGGUCUGUUUCACAUACUGAAACGAUGGAAAGAUUCCGAUCAUGAGAAGGGCUUCGUUUGGGAAAAGGGUGAACCCGCUUAUAACAAAGGGUUUGAAAGUGAGUGAGGCGAAGGUUGAAAAUGAACAAGAAAGUGAAAAAGAGUGUGUCCACAGGUCUUGCACGUUUUCUACAAUUGGAGAAUGUUCAAGUUUUGCCCAAGCUCUGCCAAGAACUGGCCCAUCUUUUUGCGAGAGAAGAACGGCUCCGAGGUUGGAAAUCGCAGUGAAAUUUAAAAAAAGAUGCACAAAAUUCAUUUUCAGACGAACACAAAAAGGAGAAAAAGUCUUGGAGACAGAAUGAAAUUGGACAAGAAUUGAGCGAGAUGAAAAAGUGCAUGUUUGCGUUGAUGGAAAACGGUAUUACUCCUCGCGAGCUCACGACGACCAAAAACGUAGAAAGGGGCGUGGGGCCUAGCGUGCACGGUGUAUCACCAUUUUGGCGCGAAAUUCGAAAUUUAACCCCAUUUUUCAUGUUUUUCGUAAAAAAUUACCCAAAUUUUGUACGAUUUCGGCGAUGUAAUUGCAUAACUUUGUUAAACUAAUCAUCGCGCGCACUUUUUGAGCUUAAAACGAGCAGGUUUCAUUCAGAGAAUGGCUCAAUUGAAUCGAUUUUCAAGUUUUGCGCUGAAAAUGCGCGAAUUUCAGUCAUUCGCCGAUACUUUGUAUUAACGUGCUUAAUCACUUCCGACACUCACUUCGUCUCAAAACUAUCCAGAUCGGCCGGUAUGAAAAUUCCGAAAUUGCGGCGGCGAUUGACCGCGGAGGGCGUAUUGCGAAAUAAGCCAAAAACGUCUCAAACGCGGCGUUUUCACGAAAAUUUCAAUAUUUUCUCUCUUUAAUGUCUCUUCUUUCGUCGAUAUCAAACACAAAAAUGGCGGAAAAGUGCUGGAAUUGCGGCAAUUUUCAGAAAACGCGUCUCAGAUUAGGCCACGCCCCUUUCUACACUUUUGGCGCCUCGUUCAAUUCAUUCAAUUCAAACGCACUUUCAGAUGUCGUCGUGAAGCUGCAAGACCGAAUUUAUGAAUGUUUGCAAGCGGUUGCGAAACCAUCAUCUCCUAAUUGGAAAUACGGAGGAACUUCAUUGAACGGGGAGGAGAACGAAGAGUUGCUGGGAGUAUACUGGAUUGGACACCACUUUUGCGUGAAGCAACUUUUUUCGCAUGAAACCUACGAUUGGGACGGACGUGCGGUGAAGAAUCUGAUCACCGCUGUUAUCAUACCACGAAGCGAGUUCGAAACGCGAGUGAAUCAGCUACGUAUCUCUGAAGUUUACCCUGAUGAGACACCGAUUCAUAACGAUGAGUCACUGACAAUCUCUCCGUUGCAUUGCGUUUUAGCAAAGGACGGUGACAAAGUUGUUCACACGAUAAGUUGCAAAAGUCCGCAGAGGUACAUGUUCGUGAUGCAAUCUUCCGCGAGUUCCAAAUUCGGAAUUCGGCCUUCUGCUGAUUUCGUGCACGGAAACACUCAAAGAAAAAUAACAAUAACUCGAAGAUCGGGAUCCGAUUCGCCGUAUUACAUUUGUCUUCAGUUUGCCAAAGCCCCAAGUGAUGCCAAUUAUGCAUUUGAUGCAUUUCGAACAGUUUUUCCCAGUGGCCGCAUCUUUAUCACUGUUUUUAGCAGCUGGGAACAGUUUAGAAACUAUAUGUAGAAAAUUCGUUGACUUUUUGUGUUAUUUCAAGAAUUUUUGAUACAUUUUUUGUCACACCUGCUCUAUUUUUUACAAUAAAAUAUUCGUUCCGUCCUUCCAAUUGUCAUGAAGCAUAAUUCUGCUGAACGCGUCAAAAGAAGAGCCCGCGCGGACUUUUGACAACUUUUUCGUCGAUUUGUCCCACCGCGAAAUUUUUUUUUCGUUUUGCCACACGCAUCACUGAUCACAAGUGUAACUUUGAUCUCCCGUGUCACUUUUCCCGCACGAGCACGUGUCUUUCUGCACUUUUCUCGCGCGCAUCUCUUUUUUUCUCUAAUUUCACCGCGGCGUGCGCGUUUUCGGUCCAACUGGUCGAAUUUUUCGUGGCGAUCGAGAGAAAAAUCUGGCAGUUUUUCUAUGCGUUCUCAGAUUUUAGACGAAUUUCAGCCAAUUUCAGUAGAAUUUCAGUGCAUUAAAUUUGAGCCUGCAAAUUUACCGUGACGGUGUUUGCACAGUUCGCCCGUGUACUUCUCUCGGACAAAACUUUAUUUUUCGUUAUUUCCGCUUAAAAAUUAAGAAAAUCAAGGUUUUCAGCCGAAUUUUCCAGUUUUCUUGCGUUUCAAAAAUCGAAUAGCAUUUUGUGAACAGGAAAAUCAUAGUACCAGUUGCAGAAAAUGCCUCUCGUCGGGUUCAUCGGUCUUGGCAACAUGGGCGGCCAUAUGGCGCGGAAUUUGCUGAAAAACGGCAAGAAACUGAUUGUCUACGACGUGAACAAGGCCGUCGUGGAGCAAUUCAAGGUAUUAUUAGGCCUCAAAUACCGGAUAAGCGGGAAUUUUGCAGGCGGAAGGCUGUCAAGUGGCCGCCCAUCCGGCCGACAUCGCCGCCGCUUCCAAGGAAAUUGUGACGGUCCUGCCGAGUUCGCCGCACGUCAAAAGUGUCUAUCAGGGCGAUUCCGGUAUUUUCAAGUAGGCUUGAAAAUUGGUUUAAUCUAAUUUUUCCAACUUGGCUCGAAAAAAUGGUCAAAUUUCCAUUCAAAUUUUUCUAGGACGAUCCAACCGGGCACUCUGUGUAUGGACUCCUCCACAAUCGAUCAGAUCGUCUCAUUGGAAGUGGCUGAGGCGGCCGCAAAGCUCAAGGCCGAGUACAUUGAUGCGCCGAUUUCCGGCGGAGUCACUGGUAAUUUUGUAAAUGAUAAACAAUUACCGUUUGCCCUCAAUUUUGCUGCAUUUUGCGGAAAAUUUUGAAAGAAGGUGCUGAAAAUUCGCCGAAAAAUCCAAUUUCAGGUGCCCAAAACGCAACGCUCACUUUUAUGGUCGGCGCGGGCAACGACAAAACGUUCGCGCGCGCCCAGGAAACGCUCAGUCUGAUGGGCAAGAAUAUUGUGAAUUUGGGCGCGGUCGGCAACGGAACCGCCGCGAAAAUCUGCAAUAACAUGCUGUUGGGCAUCCAAAUGGUCGCCGUCGCCGAGACUAUGAACCUCGGAAUCUCGUACGUUUUCAGCGUUUUUCAAAAAACCCCGUGUUGUCUUGCAGGAUGGGUCUCGACGCGAAGGCGCUGGCCGGCAUCAUCAACACAUCGUCGGGACGGUGCUGGUCGUCGGACACGUACAAUCCGGUGCCGGGAGUGAUCGAGGGCAUCCCGUGCGCGAAGGGCUACGCGGGCGGAUUCGGCACCCAACUAAUGGCCAAGGACCUGUCGCUGGCGCAGAACGCGUCGACGAACACGCAGGCGCCCACUCCGAUGGGCUCGCUCGCCCACCAGAUCUAUCGUAUUCUCGCCCGCGAUCCCGUCUAUCAGGCCAAGGAUUUUGGCGUCGUUUAUCAAUUCCUCAAGAAACAGAACGUGUAG